Molecule: messenger RNA, 3777 nt
Organism: Catharus ustulatus (Swainson's thrush)
Lineage: Eukaryota; Metazoa; Chordata; Aves; Passeriformes; Turdidae
Product: exocyst complex component 3-like
Exons: 11
Coding region: 13-1890 (625 amino acids)
Biological process (GO): exocytosis; exocyst localization
Cellular component (GO): exocyst
Molecular function (GO): SNARE binding
Source: RefSeq, a predicted model, not a curated record
UCUGCCUGGAUCAUGAGGAGGACAAAGCACUCCUGGUCAGCUUUUGUGAGAGAAGGCAACAAGAAGAGGGAGAAAAUGACUGGGGAAAAUGCAAGAAUACUGCCCAAGGACACACACGAGGAGAGAAAGAAGCAGGAGGCGAAGAGGAAAGGGAAAUUGAAAACCCUGGCAGGCAAAUUGCUGAAGACUGUGGCUGGUGGGAAGGAGAUGGUGGAGAAGGCUGGUACUGAGGAUGUGGCAGGGAAUUUGCUGAAGAGGCCAACCAGUAGGAAAGGAGUGGAGAGAGGGACGCCUGCAGAGGAAACCAUCUGCAGAUUCAUUGAGCAAGGGAAGUUUUUGGAAGCUUGUGAUCAAAUUAAUAACCUGGAGCAUUUUGGAAAUGAUGGUUUGGGAAAGUCUGAAUCACUUUAUGGGCUGCUGGCUGAACGAAUGUGGACUGUAGUGGGAGAAGCACUCAGUGGAAGUGAUGGGAUGCUCCUGGAGCCGUUGCAGUCAGUGGGGGAAUCACUGAAGUGGGAGAAGCAGAAGGAAGCAGAGCGGCUUGGCAAUGGCCUAGAGACAGAGUCUGUUUCCACCUGGAGCCCAAACUUCUGGAGAAAAGAUCUAGAGGAAAAGCUGAUGCAGUACAUGACUGCCCAGAUUCCCCUGUUUGAUUCCUCCACUAACACAGAUGAGACUGCACUAAAGCAGCACCUGAGUCACCUAGAAACAACAUUUCUCCCCAGCCUGGAGCGCAGAAGUGAUGUCUUCAAGGAAGCAGGAUUGCUCAUCACCUAUGCCCGCUGCUGUCAUGCCUCUCUUUGUUCUCACCUGGCCACACUUACUGACAGGAACCGUUUCAGCUUCAGCCAAACUCUUUUAAUUUAUGAAUGGAGCAUUAAAAUGUACAAAAGUGGCAGCCAGGCAUGUGUGAGACCCGGGCACAUCCCCCAGCACAGCCUUUCCCUUGGUGCACAGUGCCUCGUGUGGAUUCUUUUGAAGACUGAGGAAAAGUUACUUGCAAUUGCACGGGAGGAAGUAGGGAAAGCACUGAAAGAAGCCUUUGAUAUUGGGAAACCCCCUUGUGCAGAUGCUGCAGUCAUUGAGAUCCUAGCAGGGAAGACAGAGGCAGCCAGGCGAGUCAGCGAGAGCCUGAGCGAGAAGGUGGAAGCUGCAUGCCUGGAGGAGUGCCUGAGGUUCCUGGAGAGAACUGUCUGGCAUAAGCUGACAUACAUUUGCAGUGUCAGCACUGACCAGAAUAUUAAGGUAAAUGGAUUCCUACACAGGAUGGAAGAUGACAUUAUUGGUCAUUUUCUACAGACCAUCACUUCUAAAGUCAAGGGAACACUGAAGGCCUACUUCAAAAAUUGUGACAGUGGUUUUGACCACAUCCUUGAAUCCUUAAAGCAAAGCUUUUUGACCUUUAAGAAGAAAAAAACAGCUAUAUACGAGGCCCUCGUGGAGGCUGUCAAUGCCAUUAUUAUUACAGAAUACAUGCAGGCCCUCCUGACCACUCCCAGGAAACCAUCUGCUAUGCAGAGGAGGAGGAUUGUCAACAAGAUAGAAGAAGAUCAUAGGAUGAUGCAAACCAUCUUUAAAGAGUGCUUAGGUCCUGCAGCUGGUUCUCUCAAGAAUCCCAUAAAAGCAAUUUUAGAACUUAUUCAAACUUCUGAUCCUGAGGGGAUGAAAAUAGCACUUCUGCCCAUUCUAAAAGAAUUUCCUGACCUCAGGAAGGAACAUCUGAGUGCAGUGUUGGACAUCAAAGAUUCUCUCAGCCGAGAAGACAGAGCUGCUCUCUUGAAGGCAUUUCAUGACAAUUGCAGGGAAUCGGAAACUGAAGCAAACUUGCUUUUUGCAGAUAUAGAAGUAAAACCUAGAAAAUGUGGACUCUGUGGGUGCCUCUGCUGUUAGCAAAGGCCUACUGGGAGAAACGUGAGGCCUUGCUCCCCUGUGCCAGUGUCUACAACCACAGCUCCUUGAAAGCUUCACAUGCAGCUGGCUGCAUGGAGAAGUCUGUCACCCAUGGAAGAAAAAAAUCCUGCACUUUUGCACAAAACUCAUGUGGCUGUAAUCCUAAUCUUAUAUGUAAAGUCCAGGAGGAAGAUGAAUGAGAUGUGGUAGAAACACAUUUCUUCCAAAUUUCCCAGAGAUUGUAAUUUAGCUGAGUCCUUGUGGUGAUGUGGCAAGUGUGGAGGAGGAAGGUUUCCCCUCACUGAAUUCCUCUCUAUUUCCAUCCCUUGUUCUGUGAAAUCUCUAAUGAAACCAGGGACUGCUGCACCACAUGGUGUCUAAGUAUUGCAGCCUCCUGAGGGAUCCAAGACCUCUGUUAGGGAAUAUUGCCUGGCUGAUUGUGCUGGCAGUGCCUGCAGAUCUGGACACCUCAGUUUACCCCCAAAGCCUGACCUGCACCAGGAGGGUGCAGAGCUGCCUCUUCCCUCUCUCAUGAAGGCUGUGACCUGCUCUUGGGGUAGCCUGUCAUGAUGAGGUGUGGGAUGGGGAGCUGUUCCUUUAUGAGUUUUACAGCUGGCUCAGGAGCAUAGUCUUGCAUUAAUUUUUAUACCUCAGUUACUGGAAAUUUCCGCUUGGAGAGGGAGGGGAAGCCUCAUGGGAAGCAGGCAGUAAAAGGAACUGCUUGUCCCAGACUCUGGGCAUGAACUCUGCUGGUUUUCAGAUGUAAAUAGGCAGUUCCAAAGGAAAACCACUGGCUUUUCUUCCUGGUUGUCUAUGGACUGGUCACAGCACCCAAGCUGGACGUGGUUCAAGGCUGUCCUUUGCUGUUGUGUGAAUAUAGGCCAUUACUGCUCCUCUCUAACACCAUAAUCAAGCAAAAAACUACUUCAGACAUGCCAGUGCUUUUCUGAGCAGCCAUUCCCCCUCGAGUCUGCUUCCCUAACAGGAAGAGUGAAAAUUUGUGCGUAACCUGUCAAUGAGUGUAGCACGGACAUGUCAUGCCCUGGUACCCUGAGAAAUGCAGACCCAGCUGAGUACUGCCACAUUCUGCAGUGCUGUGUCAUCACCCCAGGGACACAGGUGCCCCAUCCCAGAUCCCUGUGUGCAGAUGGGGUCCUGUGAGCUGCAAAGGAACCAGGGCAGGAUUGCAAUAGUCAUUAGCUUUGUUCCUGGUGCUGUGCUGAGCAUGGGGUGAGUGUCAGAGGAGAAGGAAGACACAGGCUGCUCCAUCUCCAGGGCACACUCCUCUGUGUGCUUUCAGGGCACAAGGAGACCUUGGCACUGUUACACUUUGUCCCCCAUGUCACCGAAGGGCAGUGAGAGCAUCCCAUGGCCUGUCUGCCCUUCCUGACUGCAUGGCUGCUCAAAAGGCUAGUGCUGGUGUCCCUAAUAUUCCAUAGCUGUCCAUUCCCUGAGAGGUGGGAAGGCUGGGGAAUCUGGGGGAGCUGCAGUCUGGCUGGGUGGGCAUGGGUUGGGCUGCAGGUCUGGAGGAGUACCUGCCUUCUGAAGGCUGGCAGCCCUGCCAGGCACUCUGGGCCAGUCACCCUCCCCUCCUGCUGAAUUGCACAUUUUUUCAAGGGUGGGAAGGGAUGUCAGAGCUGGAUGGCAGACCCUGUUGUGACAGCAGGGUCAGGGUCAGCCACUGCCAAUGGGGAUUUCCAGCAACAAGCCUUCCAGAGAAAAUAAAUAAAACCCUCUCUGACAUUUCCAUCACUAUCGGGCAAAAAAUAAUCCUUCAGCAUGCGGACAGCUCUGGCCAUGCACACAUCAAUGUCUAUGUGUGUCUAUGUUUGACAUCCAGACAAGGGUGUGUUCUGCUUGGAAACAGCAGCUGGGACCCCUGAGGGA